GCCAAACGGUUUGCUGGAGUUUGCCAGCGAGUAGCGACUCGAACAAAACCGAACCGGGAACGGAAGUCCGAAAAUUCGACAAUUCGAAAAUUCGAAAACCAAGCACACUCAACCGAAAGUUCGGGUUUCCGCCACAGAAUCGAGUCCGAGCGCUCCGCUGCGCAGACACAUUGUGCUCCUUUUUUCGCAACUCGGCGCGGUUAAAUUAGUUUUCAAAGUCGAUCUAAGUGCCAGCAGCACGUGUAUUUUUUUUUUUUUUUUCGUUCAUCUGUAGUUGUUUUCUAUUUCAUAAGUACAAUACUCCGAGAUGGUCAAAACGGCCGUCAUGUUGCUGUGCCUUUGCGUUACAUUAUGUGGAAGCCUUUUGACGGUUACUCAGGCCAAAGCAGCAACUGGCAACGCAAGCAGUUUUUUUGAGGUCUCCCUGCGCUAUUUUGAUGAGCAGCUUCUGCUGGACAUCCUGCCACGCGCCACAUGUCCUGGCGAGGAUGAAGGAUCUCCGAUGGACGAGUUCGCCGACCUGUUUACGGUGGAGCAACUUCGCCAAGGAUGGGUGGUGCUGCACGUCUUCGCUGCAGUCUACUUCUUUAUCCUGCUGGCCAUCAUCUGCAACGACUACUUCCUGCCGACGGUGGAGUGCAUCUGCGAGGACUUGCACCUUUCGAAGGACGUCGCAGCGGCCACCUUCAUGGCCACGGCUACCUCCAUGCCCGAGUUCUUCACGAACACGAUCAGCACGUUGAUUCUGGAGUCAGAUAUGGGUCUGGGAACGAUUAUCGGUUCGCUGAUGUUCAACACGCUGGGAGUGGCCGGACUAGCUGCGCUCGCCAUUGAUAAGCCGGUGCAACUGGACUGGUGGCCCAUAGCUCGCGACUGCUUCAUUUAUAUCUUCAACACGAUUAUCCUGCUGGUCCUGGCCUGGGGCGGAAGCAUUAGUUUUACGGAGUCCUGUAUCAUGAUGGGAUUCCUAGUGCUUUACUACCUUAUCACGUUCAACAACAACAAGUUCAUGCCCGCCAUCCGGGUGUUUAUCGAGGAUCGUAUGAACUGCUGCUUCUCCACGCGAUACGACCUAACGGAGCCCCCAGAGAACAGUGCCAAGGCGCAGCUGCCGCUCAAAAAGGAUCCCCUGUCCGGCGAUGGCCUCUUUGUGGUCAAUCUUCCCGAAAACACCUCGUCCAUGUCUUCCACCGCCAACCUCACACACCCCAAGCACCUGAACGACGAGGACGACGACGCUGACGGUAUGCCCGAGAGCAUAUACGCUUACCCGCGUGACGCCUCCGGUUGGAUGCAGUUCUGGUGGGUCUUCGUCUUUCCCAUCAAGUUCACGCUAUCCCUGCUGAUCCCGCACCCGAUGAAGUACCGCCGGCUGUACCCAUUAUCUUUUAUCAUGUGCAUCCUUUGCAUUGGCGGAAACGCCUACCUAAUUGUCUGGAUGCUGACUGCCUUUGGUGUGGCCAUCCAUGUGCCCACCAUUGUGAUGGGUCUGACCUUCCUGGCUGCUGGCUCUACCAUGCCGGAAGCCGUCUCCAGUCUUAUUUCCCUUAGGAAUGGGGAAAAUGGCAUUGGAGUUUCCAAUUCGCUGGGUGCCAAUUCCUUGGCCAUCUUGCUGUCCCUUGGAGUGCCUUGGUUCAUCAAAAACUGCAUACACUACGGAACUGGGGAGCCCCAGCAGGUUGGCACCCAGGGCAUCGAAUAUAACAUCCUGAUCUUGAUCAUAUCCACUGUGGCGCUGUUCAUAAUUCUCAGUUUCAGUGGAUAUCGGCUUACGAAGCGAGUGGGCGUAGCCCUCUUCACGGUCUACGGAGUAUUUAUUGUUCUACAGAUCCUCAUCGAGAUGAAUGUCUUCUUUCCCAGAGAUUGCAGCAGCUAGUGAUGCACGAAAAUUAGACGUGGAAAACCAGAGAUGCGGAGAAAAUCACCCUUGCACACAGUUUUUGGUGCUGGCACCAAGAGCUUAUCACCAUCACAAAAGCCUAUUUACAGGCCUGAAUUUGCGUGUAAUUACGUUUAGGAACUACUAUUCUAUCUGAAAAAGUUUGAAUAUUUUAAAUGAUAAGUACCCGAAUUUGAUGACUUGGCUGUACUUUGUAAUUAUCAUUUUAAUACUCAACCAGGAAUCAGAGUGUCUACUACACCCUGUAUUUCUUGCCCUACUUUACGAUUUAAUUAUUGCCUAAGACUGUCUUUAAGUUUAGACGACGAUGUUUCCAUCAGUAAUUUCUAUUUAUUUCGCGUUGUAUAUAUGACUCUGAGUACAUCCCAUAGCCGUAGUACGUCCUACAAAUAUUUAAACCGUUACCAAAGCACAAAACGAGAUACUAGCAGUUAAGAGCAUAUUACACGCUUAUCCGGAAGAGCCCAUGAUAUUCACCCAUUACGCCCAGGGCCGCAAACACGCUGAAAAGGAAAUCGUAAGCACACACAACAUUCUGUUGAUAUUCCGCGCUAUCAUAUGUUCAUACUGAGCGCUGUAGGAACUACUUGUUAACUUUAUCUAUUAUCCUUGA
This is a messenger RNA of Drosophila teissieri, 2513 nucleotides long. RefSeq names its product sodium/potassium/calcium exchanger 4. Gene Ontology annotation, biological process: intracellular calcium ion homeostasis; calcium ion transmembrane transport. Gene Ontology annotation, cellular component: membrane. The record is from RefSeq and is a predicted model, not a curated record. The coding region runs from base 308 to 1876 and encodes 522 amino acids. Lineage: Eukaryota; Metazoa; Arthropoda; Insecta; Diptera; Drosophilidae. The transcript is spliced from 7 exons. Gene Ontology annotation, molecular function: calcium, potassium:sodium antiporter activity; calcium channel activity.